Messenger RNA from Macrobrachium nipponense, 2553 nucleotides. RefSeq lists its product as uncharacterized. NCBI's taxonomy places the organism in Eukaryota, Metazoa, Arthropoda, Malacostraca, Decapoda, Palaemonidae. The record is from RefSeq and is a predicted model, not a curated record. The transcript has a single exon. Gene Ontology annotation, molecular function: nucleic acid binding; zinc ion binding. The coding region runs from base 1 to 2553 and encodes 850 amino acids.
AUGGCCAAGCUGCUGAAGCCGUCCAGACUGGACACAGAUCCCAGCUCACCCACUGCAGCCAAAGAGUGGAAGCACUGGCAUAAAACAUUCACCAACUUCAUAGAAGAAAGUGGAGAUGCUGCACCAGACAAGUUUAGGACAUUAGUGAAUUGUGUGUCCCCGAGUGUGUAUGAACUCAUUGAAGACUGUAGUACUUUUGAGAGUGCAAUCGCCAAACUGGAGAGUGCUUAUGUCAAGUUGCCGAAUGAAGUUUUUGCUAGGCAUGUUUUGCCGACACGACGACAGCAGUCAGGAGAAUCCCUUGACGAAUUUCUGAGGGAACUACAUAAGCUAAGCAAGGAUUGUAACUUCCAGGCAGUCACAGCUGAGCAAUAUCGGCAGGAGCUAGUACGUGAUGCAUUUAAUGGUAUUGCCUCAGCAUUUAUUCGUCAGCGCCUACUAGAAAAUAAGUCACUGAACCUGGAGGCUGCACACAGUCAAGCUCGUACGUUGGAUCUUGCCCAGCGUAGUGCCGACGCGUAUACAUCUCCACCCAUUCCUCAUACUGCUGCUUUAGUUCCAGAGCGGCAGGCACAGCCCAGUGGUGACCAGCAGCAGCAGCCAACAAAAGAAGAAGCAGAAAGAAGUUCACCAGGAGAUUCAGCUGUUGCUGCUGCUUACUUAUCUAAGAGGAAAUGCUAUUUUUGUGGUAAUGCACUCCACAGUACAGGUAGAGUGAGUUGUCCUGCACGUACUGUUAAAUGUAACAAAUGUGGUAAAACAGGUCAUUUUGCAAAAGUCUGUAAAUCAAAGGCUUCAGGUAGUACUACUGCUGCAUUGUAUAACCCCACUUUGCUUACAAUAGCUGCCACUUAUCCAAAGAAUCUUUCACAUGCAGCUACAAACAUCACUGUAAAUGGCCAUUCAUUGAAGGCACUAAUUGAUUCUUGUAGCUCAGAUAGUUUUAUACGUGAGGAAGUAGCACAGAAACUAAAUUUGACAAUAGUUCCUGUAGGUACAGCAGUCUCAAUGGCAUCAAAAUCUUUAAAUGCUAGUUCCCCUGGGUUUGUUACAGCAGACUUAGUGCAUCUUGAUCAGAGAUAUCCUCGUAUCCAGCUCGGGGUCCUGAAGGAUUUAUGUUGUGAUGUUAUCUUAGGUUAUGACUUUCAAAAGCAAUACCAGAGCGUAACUUUUCAAUAUGGAGGGAAUAAACCAAGUUUAAAGAUAACUGGAGCCAAACCUGUCUGUGUAUUAGCAACAGCUGAUAUCGAUGAACCGUCAUUGUUUCCAAACUUGCCUCAACAGUGUAAACCCAUUGCAGUUAAAUCUAGACGCUAUAGCCAGGAUGACCAGCUGUUUGUAAAAGACCAGAUAUCACAUUUAAUAUCUGAAGGUAUCAUUGAGCCAAGUAUAUCCCCUUGGAGAGCACAGGUUGUAGAAGUCAAAGAUUCACUUGGCAGGCACAAAAAGAGACUUUGCAUUGAUUAUUCCCAGACCAUUAACCAAUACACAGAACUAGAUGCAUACCACCUCCCAAGGAUAGAGGAUAUGGUGCAUGACUUUGCAAAAUAUAAUGUGUUCUCCACAUUUGACUUAAAGAGUGCAUAUCACCAAUUCAGCAUUAAUGAGAGUGAAAGGAAGUACACUGCUAUUGAGGGUGCAGGGAAAUUGUUUCAGUUUUGUAGGAUUCCAUUUGGUGUCACGAAUGGUGUAGCUGCAUUCCAAAGAGCUAUGGACAAACUAGUUGAAGAUGAGAACCUCAAAGAUACUUUUCCAUAUCUAGAUAAUAUUACUGUAGGUGGAUUAACUCAGGCUGAACAUGAUGAAAACGUUCAAAAGUUCUUGGAGGUGGUUCGGAAACGGAAGCUUACCCUCAAUAAAGUGAAAUCGGUUGUGUCUGUUCCUACAAUCAAUGUUCUAGGGCAUUGUGUCGGUAAUAAUGUGAUAAAGCCUGACCCUGACAGAUUACGUCCCCUUCAAGAAUUACCGCCUCCCACAAAUAUGGGGUCUCUGCGAAGAGCUCAAGGGUUGUUUGCAUAUUAUGCCAAAUGGAUCCCUCGUUUUUCUGAUAUGAUUCAUCUCUUAGUGAACACAAAAACUUUUCCACUGAGUGAGCCAACACUAGCUGCUUUUAACUCCUUAAAAAAACAACCUAUGGAUGUUUCACUACGGUCUGGGGAUGAGAGCCUUCCCUUUGUUGUGGAGUGUGAUGCUUCGGAAGUUGCUGUUUCAGCAGUCUUAAACCAGGGUGACCGGCCGGUAGCGUUCAUGUCAAGAACGCUCCAGGGUAGUGAGUUGCAUUAUCCAGCAGUAGAAAAGGAGGCUACCGCUAUUAUUGAAGCUGUUCGCAAGUGGAGCCAUUUCUUAGCGAGACGACAUUUUACUCUGAUUACUGAUCAGCGAUCCGUGAUGUUCAUGUUAGACAGCAGGAAGAGAACUAAAAUAAAGAAUAACAAGAUACAAGAGUGGAGGUUGGAGCUGGCAUCGUACAGCUAUACCAUACAGUAUCGUCCUGGGAAACAGAAUAUUGCACCGGACACCCUGACUCGUGCCUAUUGUUGUUCUAUUUCUUGA